AUGGAAGGCGAUGAUUUGGAAGAUUCAAUGGAUGAAACUCUAGGAGAUAAAUCCACAGAUACAUCUCAAACUCAACAACCAACAGGACAACCAAAAAUUUAUCAUCGUUGGACAGUUAAAGGUUAUUGGCAAGAUAAACAUAAACAUACUUUACCUGAUGGAUGGUGUGAAGUAUUUCAUACAAGUGGAUUUCCAUUAUAUUUCCAUAAACAAACACGUGUUGUUACAUUAUCACGUCCCUAUUUUCUUGGGUCAGUCAGUGUUCGUCAUCAUUUAAUACCGGUUACAUCUAUACCUUGUUUAUACAUGAAACGAUUACAAGAAGAACAAGAUGAAACAGAAGAAUCAUCAUCAUCAGUAACAAAUAAUGAAUCAAAAUGUCCGUUUAAAAUGACACAACAAGAAAAUUCAAAUUCACCAUCAAGUAGAAAACGAAAACGAAGUGAAGAUGAUGUUGAAGAAGGUGAAAUAGCUUCUCCGCAUCUUACGACGGGUAUAAAUCUCGAAGAAUCAUCACCUUCUCCUUCUAUACAAAUGAAUUCAGAACCAAUAGAAACAGCAUCAUCAUCAACACGUUCAACAAAACCUCAACAAUUACCAGUUUCAUUACAAAUCUUAACAAAUUCAACAUUAGAUGAUGCACUUCGUUUUAGUACAUUAACAUCGGAUGGAUUACGUUCGUAUUGUCAACGUCGAUUUGCAUUUGAACAACGUGAAUUUAAAUAUUUUCCAUCGCUUAGUGAUAAAUGGAAAUAUAUUCGUCAAGCACAAAUGAAACGUCGUGAAAUGAAUACACCAGCUGAUGCACAAAUUAUCGAACUUCAACCAUUAACAGCAAAUGAUCAAUCUGUUGUUGUAUCAGCAACACUUAAAACAACAGAUACUCCACCACAACCAUCAAUUAAAUUAUCAACUACCGCAAUACCUGAAUCAAUAAAUUCAAAUAAUAAAAAAGUAACAAUUGAUUUAUAUCCAAGUAAAAGUCCAAUUGCACUUUUACAAGAAUAUGCACUUAAACGUUUAAAAGCAGCUGUUCGAUAUGAUUGGUUUACAACAGAUGUAUCCAAUUCACCAUUUGGUUGUCGAGUACUUGUUGGUGAUACUGUUUAUGGUACAGGUAUUGGUCGAAAUAAACGUACAGCAAAAUUAAAUGCGACAGAAGAAUCACUUAUUAUUCUUUUACCACAAUAUAAAAAAUUACAGGAACAACAACAACUACAGCAGCAGCAACAACAGCAACUACAACAACAACAAAUUGUAAAUAAAGAAUCAAAUACUGAAGAUAAAUCUGCUGAUGAGGAAGGUUGUAUUGAUGAUGAAGAUGAACCUAUUCCAAUUGUAAAUGAUAACAAUAAUAAUAAUAAUAAUGAUUUAAAUAAUCAAGAACCAGCAAAUAGUUCAUUACUUGAUGAAUAUAGUAUAUCAGAUGCAAAUAUUUAUGAUGUUUGUGUUGCACUUGGAAAGCCAACACCGUAUCAAAUGCUUGAAAAAAGUUUAACAUACAAUGCAUUGACACGUGGUGAAUCAAGUAUUAAAUUAACAAUGACCAAAAAACCAAUGUUUACACAUAUAACAUUAGAAAUAGGAACUGAACAUAGAGAAGAAGCUCAAGCAAAAGAUAAAGCUCAUGCAAAAAAUAUAGCUGCUCAAAAAUUAUUAAAAAAACUUCAUCCACAUUUGCAUACAUAUGGUUCAUUAAUUCGAUUAUAUGAAAAAAAUGCUGAUACAUAUAAACGUGUUCGUGUUGAUGAUGAACUAGCUGAUAUUGUACGUGGAGCAAAAAAGAAUGAACCAAAUCAUGCAUUAUUAGCUAAACUUCGUGAAGAAAUGUUAAGAUUAAAAACGAAUAAAAAUUCUUCAUCAACAACAACAUUUAAUCAAUAUGCAAUACAUAUAAUAGAUGUCAAUGAUGAAUUGCUUGGACGUUCAUCAACAACAUAG
Messenger RNA from Adineta steineri, 1941 nucleotides. The record is from the annotation of a GenBank genome assembly. NCBI's taxonomy places the organism in Eukaryota, Metazoa, Rotifera, Eurotatoria, Adinetida, Adinetidae.